UCACACGUAGAUAGCGCUCAUAGCUUACAUGCAUCCAUGCUGGAAUCGAAUGGUGGAGAUUCUUCGUUAGACGGCAGUAUGAUGGAAGACCGUAUUAGAAACUUGGAAUUGGAGAACUCUCGUUUACGUGAAAGAAUAAAGGAAAUGGAGGAGUUGGAAGUAGUUAAAGGUGAAAUGGACGUUGUGAAAGGGCGCAAUCAUGAGCUGGAGAGCGAACUACGUCUUGUAAACAAAAAGAAAGUUGAUUUAGAAGCAAAAGUAGAAGAACUUGAGCGUUCAAUAGAAACUGCUGCCGCCUCUUCUUCUGGUGAUGUUACUGAAGUAAAAUUGAGGUCUGAAAAGAUGUCCAUCGAAAUUGAUCAGUGGAAGCAAAAGGCAGAGAUGUCAGAAAAACGAGCAGCAGAAGCGUUAGAUGCGCAGCUAUUGGCUCAAGGCAAGUUCACAGCUCAUUCUUUUUAUGUGAAGAAAGUUCGUUAUUAUAAUUUUUUAUGCGUUCAUUAUGAACGGUAG
Messenger RNA from Strongylus vulgaris, 510 nucleotides. NCBI's taxonomy places the organism in Eukaryota, Metazoa, Nematoda, Chromadorea, Rhabditida, Strongylidae. The record is from the annotation of a GenBank genome assembly.